UGCUGCAAUCAUUUUAAACCAGCGAAAAUGGCAAAGUCAACAACACCAUCCAAUGAGCAAUUGGAAAUUGAUCAAAUGGCCGAAGCGGAAUUGGAACGUCUCCAGAAACAGCUUCGAAAACUGGAUAAAGACCGCAUGCUGUUCAUUUGCGAAAAGAAGAAUGCAGCAAUGAAACGUGAUCGUCUCAUCGAAACGUUGAAAAAAGAAAAAUUGCAACUUCAAGAGCGUUUGGAUGCGAUCUCAACCGGUCCCCAUGCACAACGGGAGUUGAAAACGGAGCGUAAAAUUCGCGCUCUUUUGAAGCGACAAGAAAACAUCGAAGCGGCGACCAAAGAGAAGAAAAUCCAGCUGUGGGAAUUGAAUGGGCACAUCAAAAAGUUGGAAAAGGAAAUAAAAUCGCUUCAAGAGUCUCAAUCAACGGAGCAAAUUUACAGUGAAGAAUUGCUGAAGUCACGUGAUGACAUCAAGAAAUUGGAGAAUCAACUGGAAGUGGUGCAGAAACGAUGCGGCGAAGUGAUGUCCGAGAAUACGAAUCUAAGAGGAUCGAUCGAUCAUUUGUUGCUGGAAAGGUCGAAAUUCAAUGAAAUUUGGCAAAAAAUGGUAACCAAAUUGGAACUCGGUAAAAAAUUAAUCAUGGACUUGAUCGAACAAUCUGUAUCCGCUUAUGAGCAACGAGAAGAAUUGUGCAAUAAACUACAAAAUCUCGAGGGAAAAUCACAAAAUGAACAAACUCUUCAUUUGCAGGAAAUGCGUGAACUACAACGAAAACUAGACCAUGACAUCAAGCUGAAGGAGUUCUUCGCAAUCAAGGGUAACCUUCGUGUCAAUGCCGAGUUGGAGGCACUAGAAGCAAAUCGCAAACUGUUGCAACAAGAGAUGGCCGACAAACAAUUGAAUGAUUUGCAAGACAUAAUGAAGCAAAUUCAGAAUAUUUCAGAGGAAAAAGAUUUUGAUCAGCUGUCGCAUUACUUCACCAAGCAAGAAGAUGAGAAUUUUGCACUCUUCAGCUAUGUCAACGAGUUGAGCUACGAGGUCGAGGUGCUGAAUGAAACCGUUCAAAAGAUUCAGGAUGAUAUCGAUAAACAAAAGAUUGAAAACGAGACAAAGAAGCAAACGCAACGCGAUUCCACGAUCGAGGUUCUCGAAGAACAAUUGCAAUUAUGGACGGCCAAGGCGGAACAAGCACAACAGAUUUACAUCGAAAACGAAAAGAAGCUCGAAGAAAUGCUCGAUGGCAUUGAGAAACUAUUUGGUAUGCUAAACAAUAACCAAGCGCCGGUGUUGGAUUUGAUGUUCACCGAACAGAAAAUAACGAUUCAUAACGUGCGUUUGUUUUUGGGAAUCAUCAAGAGACGCACCAAUUCGGUGAUUAAUCGCUUGAAUUACAGCGAUCAACCAUCGAAAAUUCUAGCCAAACGUGAUCGCAUUCCGAAGUUCAACAUUAAUGAUAAGUCUGCUAAUCAAACUGCUGCACCAACGCCACGUUCACCAAAACCACUCUAGAUUCGAAUGAUUCAACCAAGGAUAAAUUUCAUCAAUUGAUCCGAUUUCGAUCUGAAGUUUAUAUUCUUAUCUACACAUUUCCUUUGGAAUACACUACUUCCACAAAUCGAACAUGGUUCAUGCCUUUC
Sitodiplosis mosellana (orange wheat blossom midge) is the source of this 1631-nucleotide messenger RNA. It is a transcript of the gene Ccdc114, whose product is annotated as coiled-coil domain-containing protein 63. The coding region runs from base 28 to 1503 and encodes 491 amino acids. NCBI's taxonomy places the organism in Eukaryota, Metazoa, Arthropoda, Insecta, Diptera, Cecidomyiidae. The record is from RefSeq and is a predicted model, not a curated record. The transcript is spliced from 10 exons.